Entamoeba histolytica HM-1:IMSS is the source of this 1239-nucleotide messenger RNA. Its product is annotated as Lecithin:cholesterol acyltransferase, putative. Lineage: Eukaryota; Evosea; Mastigamoebida; Endamoebidae. The record is from RefSeq and is a predicted model, not a curated record. The transcript has a single exon. Bases 1 to 1239 code for a protein of 412 amino acids. Gene Ontology annotation, biological process: lipid metabolic process.
AUGGCUGUGUCAUUGAUCAUUAUUGUUUUGUGUCUUAUCUCAAACAGUUAUGCAGAAGAAUGUCCAGCCAAAAAACCAAUUGUAUUUAUUCCAGGUAUUCUAGCUUCAAUAUUAGAAGCUGAAGUGGAUAUUGCUGAUAUUUCCCAAACCCCUUUACCAAGUGAUUGUGAUACUCAUCUUGAUUAUCAAAGAUUAUGGAUUGCUUUAAAAGAUUUAAAUCCUUUUAAUAAUGAUUGUAUUUUAGGAUAUCUUACUCCAACGUGGAACUCAGAAACUAAAGAACAAAUUGAUAUUGAAGGAGUCAAUAUCCUUUCUCCUAAAUUUGGAAGUACAUAUGCAUGUGAUGAAAUUGAUCCUAAUUUUCCAUUAUCCAUAUUUGCAAAAUGUUUUCAUGAUUUAAUUAAGAAAUUUAAGAAAUUAGGAUAUGUAGAUGGAGAUAAUAUGGUAGGAGCAUCAUAUGAUUGGAGAUACUAUAGAUAUGGAGAAUAUAAACAUAAAAGAAAUUGGUUUGAAGACACUAAGGAAUUAAUAAUUAACACAUAUAAUAAAUAUGGAAAAGUAGUUGUUAUUUCACAUUCAAUGGGAGGAUUAAUGUUUUAUAAAUUUUUAGACUAUGUAGGAAAAGAAUUUGCAGAUAAAUACAUUGAUAAUUGGGUUGCAAUGUCAACACCAUUCCUUGGAUCAGUUAAAUCUAUUGCAGCAGCAUUUCCAGGAAAUAAUCUUGGACUUCCUGUUAGAGCAUCAAAAAUUAGACCAUUUGCAAGAAGAACAGAAACAGUUGCAUUAUUAUUCCCAAUAGGAGGAACAAAAAUAUUUGGAGAACAAACAUUAAUGAAAAUUAAAUCAACAGGAAAAACAUAUAAUGCAGAUGAGUUAGAAGAAUUAAUUAAAACAUUAGAUGAUCCUCUCUUCCAAGAAAAUUAUCUUCAUGGAGUUCAACAUGGAAUGAAAGAUUUAUAUGAAAAAUAUAAUUAUAAAUUACCAUUCCCUAUUAAAAUGCAUUGUUUAAUAUCAUCAGGACAUGAAAGCAUUGAUGGAGUAGAAAUGGAAAAUGAAAGUUAUGAUAGUGACAGUAAACUUUUAUAUAGUGAUGGAGAUGGUACGGUUAAUUUGAAUUCAUUAGAAUUUUGUCAAAAUAUUGGAGCAGAGACAUUUGAGAAUUUAGGAAAAUAUACACACACAGGAAUAUUAGAUAGUAAAGCAUCAUAUAAAGCAGUUUAUCCUUUUGUUUGCAAUUGA